UAUAAGAUGAGAUGUGACCGGAAGAUUUUUGCAACCAAACAAUGAGGCUGCUUAGUGGGUUUUCCUUUCCCUUUCUCUUGGCUCUCACCAUCAUUGGAUAUGUAUCAUCAGCAGAAAAAGAUAGGUCCACUUACAUUAUCCACAUGGAUAAGUCUCACAUGCCCAAGGUCUUCACUGGCCCACACCACUGGUACUCCUCCACCAUUGAUUCCAUCAAGACCGCGAGCCCCGCAACCUCCGACGGCCACCAAUCGCCGGCAAGGGUUCUAUACACUUACGACAACGCCGUCCAUGGGUUCAGUGCGGUGCUUUCCAAAGAUGAGAUGGAGACUGUGAAGAAGUCACCGGGGUUUCUGUCGGCUUACAGUGACAAGCAAGUGACGUUGUACACCACCCACACGUUCGAGUUCCUGUCGCUUAAUCCGAUCACUGGGCUCUGGCCGGCGUCGAAUUACGGGAAGAACGUCAUCAUCGGCGUGAUCGAUAGUGGCGUGUGGCCAGAGAGCAAGAGCUACCACGACGAGGGAAUGACGGCAGUUCCCUCAAAGUGGAAAGGAACUUGUGAGGUGGGACAGGAGUUCAACUCCUCGUCAUGUAACUUGAAGCUCAUUGGUGCUAGGUACUUCAACAAGGGCGUGAUAGCUGCAAAUCCCAACAUAACAAUCAGCAUGAACUCCGCAAGGGACACCCGCGGCCACGGGACCCACACUUCCUCCAUCGCAGCCGGUAGCUACGUAGCCGAAGCCUCCUACUUUGGCUACGCGACCGGAACAGCCAGAGGCGUCGCACCCAAGGCCAGACUCGCCAUCUACAAAGCAACCUGGGACGAAGGUCAAUACGCUUCCGACGUCAUCGCCGGCAUCGACGCGGCCGUUUCAGACGGGGUCGACGUCCUCUCCAUCUCCCUCGGCCUCCGCUUCAGCACUCCUCUGUACGAGGACCCGGUCGCCGUCGCUUCCUUUGGAGCGAUGGAAAAGGGCGUGUUCGUCUCCGCUUCCGCCGGAAACAACGGCUACGCCACCGGCCGCGUCCGCAACAGCCGCAUCAGCAACGGAACCCCGUGGGUCACGACCGUCGGCGCGGGCUCCGUCGACCGGUGGUUCUCCGGGACUCUGACUCUGGGAAACGGGUUAACCAUCACCGGGUGGUCCAUGCUUCCGGCUCGAGCCAUAGUCAAGAACGUCGAGCUAUAUUACAACGAAAGUAUGUCUCCAUGCGAAUCAACCGAGCUGUUCGAUAGCUUGAAUACGGGUUCUCGAAUCGUGAUUUGCGAAAACAAACAACAGACGGAAGUCUCUUCCGACAUGGGUUCUAUUGCCAAUUCUGCCGCAGGGAGUGUAGCAGCAGCUAUAUUUGAAUCCCACUGGCCCUUAACGGACGACUACUAUUUCGAGUACAGGAAUUUUCCUUUUCCGGGAGUCGUUAUUAGCUCCGAGGACAUGAAAUCCGUGAUCGAGUAUGCCAAACUCGGUUUUACUUCAAGGGCUAGUAUUAGUUUCCAGGAGACCAGGGUGGGAACGACACGGGCCCCAGCCGUGGCCUCUUAUUCCUCGAGGGGUCCGUCCCGAUCCUACCCGGGGAUUCUGAAGCCUGACAUAAUGGCGCCCGGGACCUUGGUUUUGGGUUCUUGGAGUCCGGUUCAGUUCGCGACCAGCCUCCGAGGCAUGUUGUUGGCCAGCGAUUUCAAUAUCCUGUCGGGCACAUCCGGGGCCGCCGCUCACGUUGCGGGCGUGGCGGCCAUGUUGAAAGGAGUCCAUCCGGGUUGGUCCCCGGCGGCGAUCCGGUCGGCCAUGAUGACAACCGCGAACCCACUCGAUAGCACCCGCAAUCCGAUCCAAGACAACGCGUACAAUCUGGCGGUGGCCUCGCCGAUAGCGAUGGGGGCGGGCCAGAUCGACCCGAACAGGGCGCUCGACCCCGGGCUCGUGUACGAUGCUGCUCCGCAGGACUACGCGAAUAUCCUCUGCUCCAUCAACUACACCGCGAGCCAAAUCAUGACCAUCACGAGAUCAAAGGGAUAUAACUGCUCGAACCCGUCUUCUGAUCUCAAUUACCCGUCGUUCAUUGCUCUGUACAACAUCGGCGAAGUAGGAAGGUUUGUUCAGAAAUUCGAGCGGACUCUAACGAAUGUAGGGCGCGGUGGGGGCACGUAUAAAGCUAACGUGACGGCGCCGGAAGGGACUACUGUCACAGUCUCGCCGAAAACACUAGUGUUCGGCAAGAUCUAUGACAGGAAAACUUACUCUCUCACCAUGAACUAUCGAGGUCUCGGUAAUAGACUCAGUAUUUCUGGUUCGAUUGUUUGGGUUGAAGAAAAGGGGAAGCACACCGUGAGGAGCCCGAUUGUGGUGGCGCUGAAGUACGAGCUCCACUAGGUCUGAUCGAUCAUUGUUUCUUUGUGCAUCUAAUAUGUAUAGAGCGUGUCGGAUACAGAUAUAAUGUCCGUAAUACACGCUCACAUAUGACGGGCUUCGUACACACUACACCUCCACUGGUCUGCCCUAUGCAAGUACGUGUGUGAAUUUGUGUGUAACGCAAAGUCUUGUUCUUUUUCGUGUUGGCAUUUAUAUAUUGCUCUUGUCAAUCAACUUCGGUAUAAAGUAUGCAAUAAAGUUUUCAAUUUGACAAUGCAAA
Rhododendron vialii is the source of this 2634-nucleotide messenger RNA. RefSeq names its product subtilisin-like protease SBT3. The coding region runs from base 42 to 2375 and encodes 777 amino acids. NCBI's taxonomy places the organism in Eukaryota, Viridiplantae, Streptophyta, Magnoliopsida, Ericales, Ericaceae. Gene Ontology annotation, molecular function: serine-type endopeptidase activity. The transcript has 3 exons. Gene Ontology annotation, biological process: proteolysis. The record is from RefSeq and is a predicted model, not a curated record.